AUGGCCAGUUCUAUUCCACUUCCAAGAGCCUGUUAUGACGAAUAUUGCGCAACAAUUACGAAAGACACUAUUCGCACGACUAGGACCGUCAGCUUAGCCGACGGUGGAGUAUGGGAGUACGACGACACUUAUCUUGAGAAAUCUGAAGCCGAGAUCAUCAUGGCCUUGUUGCCAAGUCUUGAAGUAUUCUUACUUGAUAUCGAUAAUUUUGGCGAGAAGACCGUCGCCCGUCUUUUGGAUAACCAGAGCGGGCUAGGUUGGGGGUGCCUACCUAUCCUUCCGCGCAUGAAAAGGCUAGAUAUCCGCUCCCAAGACAAUGACUGGACUAUACACUACACCAACUCUGUUGCACAGGCGCUUAUCAAGUGCGCUCCUAACAUUGAAACACUGAGCUUGUAUAACAUAGAUAUGAGGUCUGGCUUGAUAAAUAGCAUCCCUUCCUUGGACCUUGCUUGUGACGGCGCAGCAAGAGAGCGGAUAGAUAAUGCAAAAACUCCGAUAUCUUGGCUGAGAAACCUGCGCACCAUUGACCUAGUUGAUUGCUGCUUGGAAAAUGACGAGCUGAUGUGGCUCCAAAACAUGACAUCAGACUGCGGCGGCCUGGAACGGUUUUCUCUCAAGAAGAAAUAUUGCGGCCAAGGACUAGGUCCUGAACUGUGGCCAUGCAAAGUUCUAGAUGCUAUUUCAGGUGCCUCCAAAAGUCUAAAAGAGCUCAAUUUACACAUAAAAGGCACACUUUACACGCAAGACCGUAAUGCUGCGGAGCAUGUUUGUGGAAGAAAUCAGCUAGCACGGUUGACACGCCUCGAGACCUUGGAAAUCCACGAAGACGCGUUUUGUCGAGGGCAUAGCAUGGCAUAUGAGGAGGAAGACAUCAGCGACAGCACAAUCGAUGACUGGUCGUGCCUGACUAGAAUAGUCCCCAAUAGUGUCAAGAACUUGGUCAUCUGGGCGGAUAAGUAUAUGCCUUCACUAAAGGACCUCAUGCACUUCGCGGAACAUGUCCUUGCAGGUCACUUCCCGAGCUUAAGGCAUACGCAUGUUGUUUUCUCAGACUACCAUUCUAUCCCGCAAGACAAGAGUGCAGAAACAAUCACCGUGUCUGUUAAUAAUGAUGAUCACUGUGAGAUUAUUGGUCAGUCUGGGAAGCAGUGA
Messenger RNA from Pochonia chlamydosporia 170, 1155 nucleotides. RefSeq lists its product as hypothetical. The transcript is spliced from 2 exons. The record is from RefSeq and is a predicted model, not a curated record. The coding region runs from base 1 to 1155 and encodes 384 amino acids. Lineage: Eukaryota; Fungi; Ascomycota; Sordariomycetes; Hypocreales; Clavicipitaceae.